UUUGGUCUUUACAAAAUGUUUAACAUGUUACCGAAAUAUUUGAGAAAUAUCGAAAAUGAACUUGAAGUUAAACUAAAGCAACUUAAACAGUCCACAUCUGAAAUACUAGAUAAAAAACAAAUCUAUUACGAUGAAGUUUUAAAGAUUUAUCGGGAUGCUUUUACUAGUUUGGCUAAUUGGACAAGUACGCAUUCAAGUCUGCUAAACAAGAUUAAAAAUGCCUACGAAGAUUCAUUGCGGGUAAGAGAUGAACGAAUCUGCCAAUUUCAGACCCAAGAUAAGGUAUUCGGUAUUUCAAUGAGAAAAAAACAAACUGAAAACAAGAUAAAAAUGUUGUUACAAGAGAACAAUAACUUGAAGGAAGAGAAUCUUAAGCUGUCCUUGAAAAUCUCAAGGUUAAAAAGAGAAAUCGGAAAGAUUAAAGACGACAAGUUUUCGGACUAUUUGUGUCUGAUGCGCGAGCGUGACGCUCGAUAUACAUUAUACUUCGAGAACGUGGCUCUUCAUCUGAAGCUGAGAGAGUUGGACGGAACUUCCAGAAGUUACUCGGUCGACGACUCCUAUGGUGAUCCUGUCAUACUUAAAAUUGCUUUAGAAAAGUGUCGGGAACAGUUAUCUGCUGCGCAAAAUAAUUUGAAAAGAAUGAAAGAAGAGUACUCAGAGACCAUACCGAGACGGGAACAUGAUUUACUUGACGCUAAAUGUUACGAACUCACCAAGGAAGUGAACACUUUGAAAACAGAAUACGAUAUUGUGCAAAAUUCACAUAAACGAGUCUUAGCCCAGAAGAAGAGCUUGGAGGAGGAGUUACGUGAGGUGAAGGAGCGAUGUAGUGAGCUAGAGCGAUCUGGUACUCCUCGUCCAUGCUGGGAACUGUGCGGAGACUUCAUCAGUGGCGGCCGGGAUCGAUGGUGGCAGUUAGCAAACGGUUUAUCAUCGAGGGACAUGCUGAGGGUUCUGUUAAAGGAACUCGGGCCUGCGGCCGAGAGCGAACAUCUAGAAUACUUCGAUGGUUUGGGAACCGACCCAGCGAUCCCUCCAUACCUCCGUCAUGAAGGUCGCGUCCGCAAUCUUCGUCUUUCCCGGCGUGAGGUGCGAGUCCUCGUUAACGACAUCUGGAUAUCUCGCGCCACUCACAGAGAUCUUCCUCUACAGGAUUACGUCACACGAUACUUUGAAGAGAGGUACCAACAGCCAUCAGUUCGUGCCGAGUGGUCGUACAACAUGUGCGCGGGUCUCGAGCAGAUGAUGGACGAACCGAGCGUGAAGCUGUUCUGGGGCGCGCUGCUCGGACAGCUCAGCGAGGACGUGUACUGGCGGCUGAGGGACGCCUGGCACACGCUCAGAGACAGACUCUACACACACAACGGUGGACAGGAGACCCUAAGUAUUGAGGAAUUGGAGAAGGUGACGCGGGCGACCUUCCCCUUGAAGAAUGAAGUUGAUAUAAAGAACUUGAUGGAUGUCGUCAAGAAACAACUCAAACUGAAGAUAAACGUCGUUGAGGUGAACUUGGAUAAAUUGUUCUUUGAGAAUGAAGAAGGUUUCGACCGAUCGGAACUAGCGCGGGAAUUAUACAGGCAGAGACAACUGGCCCAAGAUAAAUACAUAAGAGAAGUGAUCGCUGAACUCGGGAGGAGGAACCUUAACAAGACCAUUAGUGUGGACUGUCUUAAACGAGCCUUCGCCAUCGUCGACCCGGCCAUAGAUCACAUCCGUAUGGAACGCUACAUCCGCUGGGCCUUCUCAGACCAAAGUUCUGAACUAUCAGCCAUUUGUCCUUUGCCGCUACGCACUAUCGUAUCCAGACUCGCUUCGGGAGACAUAGAACGUAUUGGACCGAGACAUAAAGGAUUUCGUAGAUCUUAUAAAUAAUUAUAUUACUCUUUCCAUAUAUGUUUUCAAACGCUUUUAUGCACGCAUUGAAUGAAAUAAAAACAUGUUUGUCUAA
This is a messenger RNA of Danaus plexippus (monarch butterfly), 1951 nucleotides long. RefSeq names its product translin-associated factor X-interacting protein 1-like. The record is from RefSeq and is a predicted model, not a curated record. NCBI's taxonomy places the organism in Eukaryota, Metazoa, Arthropoda, Insecta, Lepidoptera, Nymphalidae. The transcript has 12 exons. Gene Ontology annotation, cellular component: cytoplasm. The coding region runs from base 16 to 1875 and encodes 619 amino acids.